Molecule: messenger RNA, 565 nt
Organism: Saccostrea echinata
Lineage: Eukaryota; Metazoa; Mollusca; Bivalvia; Ostreida; Ostreidae
Exons: 2
Coding region: 1-465 (154 amino acids)
Source: RefSeq, a predicted model, not a curated record
AUGGACAUUGACUCUCCAGGAUGUGGAAAUAAGCAGCUACAGCCAGACAGGAAUUGGUGGAAACAAGUGGAAAAGACAAGACUGAUGGACAUCGACCCUCCAGGAUGUGGAAAUGAGCAGCUACAGCCAGACAGGAAUUGGUGGAAACAAGUGGAAAAGACAAGACUGAUGGACAUUGACUCUCCAGGAUGUGGAAAUGAGCAGCUACAGCCAGACAGGAAUUGGUGGAAACAAGUGGAAAAGACAAGACUGAUGGACAUUGACCCUCCAGGAUGUGGAAAUGAGCAGCUACAGCCAGACAGGAAUUGGUGGAAACAAGUGGAAAAGACAAGACUGAUGGACAUUGACCCUCCAGGAUGUGGAAAUGAGCCACUACAGCCAGACAGGAAUUCGUGGAAACAACUGGAAAAGAAGAGACUGAUGGACACUGACCUUCCCAACAGCAAGACAUAUCAAAGUAGAUAACUGUCACUGAUCAGUGUGCUUUGAUGAUUUGGUGACAGUACCCAGUAGGAGACUCAGAUGAAGUCAUGUGGAUGUGCUUGACAUGAAUGACAAGGAACCC